GGGAAACCGCUUUUCCGCCUGGGGCCUAGCACGGCUGGCGCCGCUAAAAGGAGGACCGGAACGCGCCGUGCGCAUUGCUGGCGGUGGCUUCCGCGGCGCGCUUGUUAGUCAGGGCCCGACGCCAAAGGGACGGGAGUGGAGCAGGAUGCUGGGUGCAUGUGGCAUGCAGAAAUGUCACCAAGAAGUGUUGAAAAAGAACCGUAUAUUCCUAGCAAGUCAGCUAGUGUUGAAGGAAUUAAUGGAACAUCUUAUAGAAAAGGAUAUUAUCACAGAAACAAUGAUGGAGAUGAUAGAGGCGAAGUCUGGAAAUUUUAGCCAAAACAUAGAAUUCUUGAAUUUGCUUCCGAAAAGGGGCCCCAAAGCCUUUUCAGCCUUUUGUGAAGCUUUACGAGAAACUAAACAACAGCACUUGGAAGAAAUGCUCUUCAGCACUAUCCCCUGCCAUAGGACUGAGGCUGUAAAGCGACCUCAUUGCUAUGAUCAAAAUUUCCCAUUUCCAGUGCCUGAAUCCUGUGUCUCCCAGAAAAGACUAUAUCCGCAUAAUGCAGAGCCCAUGGAGCAUUCAUUAGAUGACGGAGAUGGCCCUCACUAUCCUCAGGUGAAACCAUGCACUCCAGAAUUUUAUCGCACUCAUGUGCACUUGGCAUACAAGUUGAAAUCACGCCCGCGAGGCCUGGCUCUUAUCCUUAGCAAUGUGCACUUCAGCAGUGAGACUGAUCUAGAGUUGCGUUCUGGAGGAAAUGCGGACCAUGCUGCUCUAGAUAAGCUCUUCAAGCAUCUUGGAUACCAGGUGGUUGUACAACAUGAUCAGACUGCACAGGAAAUGAAAGAACAGUUGGAAUUUUUUUCAAAGCUUCCAGUUCACAGAGACUUAGAUUCCUGCAUAGUAUCACUUCUUUCACAUGGCAUAGAGGGUGGAGUCUACGGAGUGGAUGGGAAGCUACUUCAGCUGCAGGAAAUUUUCACGCUUUUUGAUAAUGCGAAUUGUCCUAAUCUUCAGAAUAAGCCUAAAAUGUUCUUCAUCCAGGCAUGUCGGGGAGAUGAGACGGACCGUGGAGUGGAUCAGAUAGAUGGGAAUGACCGGGCCAAUUCUCCUGGUUGUGAAGAGAGCGAUGCCAACAAGAAGGAAAAUCCUAAGUUACGCCUCCCUACCUGCUCUGAUAUGAUCUGUGGAUAUGCCUGCCUGAAAGGUACAGCUGCUAUGAGAAAUACCAAACGUGGAUCAUGGUAUAUAGAAGCUCUCACUUCUGUGUUUGCUGAGGAUGCCAGAAACGUGCAUGUGGCUGACAUGCUGGUCAAGGUGAACAGAUUGAUCAAACACCGUGAAGGCCAUGCCCCUGGCACAGAGUUUCAUCGUUGUAAGGAGAUGUCAGAGUAUUGUAGCACUCUCUGCCAAGACCUUUACCUAUUUCCAGGGAUAGUUUCUGAGAAUUAACUCUGUUGUUCUUUUGGCAAUGAUUUUUUUUCCUGUUCCUGUUCAGCAUUCAUGAAAUACUCCUACGGUUGCCUCUAGAUGUUUAUGAUCUACAGUAUCUUCCUUCAUGAAUGACAGUGAAAAUUUGACUGAUGAGCUAUGGCAUAUGCUAUUUGCUUUAUUUCUGUUUUUUUUAAAAAACAUGAGAUAUCCUAAGCUAUAAUCUUUAAGUAAAUAAUGCCUGGCCAUGCCAAAUUUCUUACGCUGUGUGCAGAGUUUGCUAAUAUUACUCUUUGGAGUAGGAUUUGGCCAUUGUUCUGGGGGUUUUCUCCCCAUGUGCCAAAAACAAAUUGAUGGGGAGCACUUUAAUGAUUUUAUGUAAGUGUUUGUAGAAAAUGUGAGUUUGAAAUUUCGUGUAAUUAUUUUUAUAAAGAAAAAGAUAUAAAACAUUUUUUAAAAGCUAAACGUUGAAUUAUUUUUUAAUUUGAAUUGAUGUAUGGUUGCCCAUAGCAGUAGGCUUGAAAGGGAGCCCUAACUCUAAAAAUAGAGGCUGUGCAGACUAUGAAGGCCAAGUUAGAACGGUAGGCCAGUGCUAAUAAUGUUGCUUUAUAUGUAGAGAUAUUCAAGCAGUCACUAAGCCACUAGUUUUUGUUAUAAAACUUUUAUUAUACGCUUGCUGGUUAACUAUACUUUCUACAGUGGAAUUUGAUCAUUCUUGCAGAAAAUUGAGAGCAGGACUUGGAAAUAAUCUCAGCGAUUUUUCAUUCUCCAAGAUACUUCUGGUUACAUAAAAUUAUAUUUCUAAGUUGUAAUAGCUUUAGCUUAUGAUUUCAAAUGUUCAUAAUACUACCUGUUUAUCUGAUACUGAUUUGAAGUAAUACUUAAGAUUUCACUAGACAACAUAAGUACUGUACGCUGCCAUGGAUUAACCUACCUUUAUCCUGUUCUGAUUGCCUAUGUUCUUUCUAUCUUGUCCUGAAGUUUGUUGUGGGGAGGAAAGGGUUAAAUACGUAUUCAGUGUUUCCUGGAGUCCUGAUAACUACCUGCUCCCUUCAGUGAAUAGCAUUAUUUUGAGUGAAAGCCUUCUGUUUAUUAUUGUGCUUAUUAUUUUUUAUAGUGUUUUAAAAAUUGUUUUGAAACAGUUUAUCAUUUAACAUAAACUGGAAGUGCUUUUAAUGUAGAAUAGGAAAUAUUUUGCUCUUCUGCUUGUAAGGAUGCCUGGACAGGCACAGGAUAGAAAGUAGAGAGGAAGAACCCAUCAUUUUUCAGAAUCUAGUUCUGCUUACUGUAAAUGGCCCCUUGGGUGGGACCUAUCGUGUCUUUGACUUUCCAGUGGUCUUUGGAAAUAAAGGACAGUUUUCUUGAUAUGUGUGAAUAUACUCUUUAGUAACCUAACAAUCCAGGCACUCAGUAGCUCCAGUAAUUAGAUUGGUAGCUCCUGGAUCUGCUGCUGUGCUUGAGAAAUAGCUCUCUUUCCUGUAUUUAACUUGAAACCUUUGAAAGUACUUUUGAAAUAUUUUGUGCUCUUUUAAAGAAAAACUUAUUUUUGUAUUUUUUAAAAAAAACAUGUUUCUGCAACCAAAGUGACAAGUUUUCAAAUCACUGCCUAUACAUUGUAUAUGAAUUGCUUUCAUAUAUGCCAAAAUAAAAAG
Molecule: messenger RNA, 3066 nt
Organism: Protobothrops mucrosquamatus (brown spotted pit viper)
Lineage: Eukaryota; Metazoa; Chordata; Lepidosauria; Squamata; Viperidae
Gene: CASP2
Product: caspase 2
Exons: 11
Coding region: 146-1435 (429 amino acids)
Biological process (GO): proteolysis; regulation of apoptotic process
Source: RefSeq, a predicted model, not a curated record